CUCUCUCUCUCUCUCUCGUAUGAUUAAUUAAUGAUAUGAACAGUUGAGUUACUUUUCGAUUAAUGGUUUUUCUUGAAGUGAAUAAUCUAAGUGAUAUAGCCAACAACACUUACACAAGGUAGAAGAAGAAGAAGAAGAAUGGGUACUAAGUUUCCCAUGAUUCAGUUGAGAACAUCACCAACUUAUUAUCUCUUUUCUUCUUCUUCUUCUAGAAGAAGUAUAAUACUCUCUCACCAGAAAUUUUCAUUCAAAUCUUUGGGUCAUAGAUUCAAGCUCCGUGACUUAAGUGCUAGUUCUAUCCAAGAAAGAUUGAAUGUAUUGAUGUCGAGGACACAAAACUUUUUGAAUGAAGUGACUUCUCCGCUUGCAAAAACUGCUCAAAGUCGGAAGCCUGAUCCUGAAAAUGAUAUCGGAUUUCAAGUUAUGGAAGAUAUAUUGAUGGUAGAGAAAACAAUUGACCGCAAAAUGCCAUAUGGGAACCUUUCUUUAGCUGCUGUUAUAUGUAUUGAGCAAUUCAGCAGGAUGAGUGGAUUGACUGGGAAGAAAAUGAAGAAUAUUUUUGAAACACUUGUUCCAGAAACUGUAUAUAAUGAUGCCCGUAAUUUGGUUGAGUACUGCUGCUUUAGAUUUUUGUCAAGGGACAACUCCGAUGUUCAUCCUUCUCUCCAGGAUCCCGCUUUCCAGAGGCUGAUAUUCAUAACAAUGCUUGCCUGGGAAAAUCCGUACACUUAUGUCCUUUCCAGCAAUGCAGAGAAGGCUUCUUUACAGAGUAAGCGUGUCACUGAGGAGGCUUUUGUUCGUAUUGCUCCUGCAGUCUCUGGUGUGGUUGACCGCCCCACAGUGCACAAUCUUUUUAAGGUUCUUGCCGGUGAUAAAGAUGGCAUUUCCAUGAGCACGUGGCUAGCUUACAUUAAUGAGUUUGUCAAAGUACGUCGAGAAAAUAGGUCAUAUCAGAUUCCAGAGUUUCCCCAAAUUGAUGAGGAGAAAAUCUUAUGCAUUGGUUCCAACAGUAAGCAACCUGUUCUGAAGUGGGAGAAUAAUAUGGCAUGGCCUGGCAAACUCACUCUUACGGAUAAAGCAAUCUAUUUUGAGGGAGCUGGCUUAUUGGGGAAUAAGAGAGCCAUGAGAUUGGAUCUUACAUAUGAUGGAUUGCGAGUAGAGAAGGCAAAAGUUGGGCCUUUAGGGUCUUCGCUUUUUGACUCUGCUGUUUCUAUUUCUUCUGGCUCAGAGUCGAAUUGGUGGGUGCUGGAAUUUAUUGACUUGGGAGGUGAUAUGAGGAGGGAUGUUUGGCAUGCCUUGAUUAGCGAAGUCAUCGCUUUACACAAGUUCACGCAUGAGUAUGGACCUGAUGAGUAUGGACCUAAUGUUUUCGAGGCUCGCAAAGGAAAGCAAAGAGCAACAAGCAGUGCCAUUAAUGGUAUAGCUAGACUCCAGGCCCUUCAACAUUUGCGGAAGUUGCUCGACGAUCCUACCAAGCUCGUUCAGUUCUCAUAUUUACAGAAUGCACCGAAUGGUGAUAUUGUCCUCCAGUCUUUAGCUGUUAACUAUUGGGGAAGUCAACUGGUUACAGGAUUUACAAGUACCCGCCAUCAGCCAGAAAAUCGACCUUCUAAUGAAAUAGCUGAUAGCAGUAACCAUGUUUUUGACAUCGACGGAAGUGUCUACUUGCGGAAGUGGAUGAAAUCUCCAUCUUGGGGGUCUAGUACUUCUACUAGUUUUUGGAAGAACACUUCAACAAAAGGUUUAGUGUUAAGUAAGAAUCAUGUUGUAGCUGACCUAUCGCUCACUGAAAGAGCAGCAAAAACAAGCAAACAAAAGUCUCAGGUUGUGGAGAAGACUCAAGCAACCAUUGAUGCUGCAACACUGAAAGGCAUACCAAGCAACAUUGAUCUUUUUAAGGAGCUAAUAUUUCCUAUCACCUUAACUGCCAAAAACUUUGAAAAGCUAAGGCACUGGGAGGAGCCACACCUGACUGUUGGGUUUCUUGGACUUGCCUAUACUUUAAUUUUUAGAAACUUGCUGUCAUAUAUCUUUCCAGUUAUGCUGAUGAUCACGGCUGUUGGAAUGCUGACUAUCAGGAGCCUUAAGGAGCAAGGCCGCCUUGGGCGAUUUUUUGGCGGAGUCAUGAUACGCGAUCAGCCACCGUCAAAUACAAUACAAAAGAUCAUUGCUGUAAAAGAUGCCAUGCGUGACGUUGAGAAUAUGACACAGAAAGUGAAUGUCUCGCUUCUCAAAAUACGUUCAAUUUUACUUUCUGGAAAUCCACAGAUAACAACUGAGGUUGCUGUGCUGAUGUUAACUUGGGCUACCAUUCUCUUCAUUGUUCCAUUCAAGUACAUUCUUUCCUUUCUUCUCUUCGACAUGUUCACACGCGAGCUCGAGUUCCGGAGGGAAAUGGUUGAGAGACUCACGAAACUUUUAAGAGAGCGGUGGCAUGCAGUUCCUGCUGCUCCAGUAGCAGUUUUACCUUUUGAAAACGAAGAAUCUAAAUCAGAAGUUUCCUUGAAGGAACUUGAGAACAAAUCAAAACCACCAGGAAACCAAAGCAAGAGGAAGUCCGGAUAGUGAUACCAUUUUCAGGGUUUCUUACAGAAACUGUAAAGAUGUAAAUUUUAUUUUAAUUUUUGCUGUAAAUAAAAAUAGGAAGUUUGUGUACUAGCUUUUAACUAGCUCUUUGGAUUUUUCAUAUUUAUGUUUUGCAAUGCUAGAGUUGGAUAGUUUUCAGCUUCAA
Molecule: messenger RNA, 2731 nt
Organism: Medicago truncatula (barrel medic)
Lineage: Eukaryota; Viridiplantae; Streptophyta; Magnoliopsida; Fabales; Fabaceae
Exons: 11
Coding region: 139-2565 (808 amino acids)
Source: RefSeq, a predicted model, not a curated record